Neoarthrinium moseri is the source of this 1005-nucleotide messenger RNA. RefSeq lists its product as uncharacterized. The transcript has a single exon. The record is from RefSeq and is a predicted model, not a curated record. The coding region runs from base 1 to 1005 and encodes 334 amino acids. NCBI's taxonomy places the organism in Eukaryota, Fungi, Ascomycota, Sordariomycetes, Amphisphaeriales, Apiosporaceae.
AUGGCUCCCAGGGAAGAAUCGAAGGCUGAUGACAAGGCCCCGGUGGAGAAGAAGGCUCCGGCGGCGAGAAAAGCACGGGCGAAGAGAGCGCCCGCUCCGAAGAAGCAGAAGCAGGGGACUCCGGCGGAGAAGAAGGCACCGGCGGCUAGAAAAGCACGGGCAAAGAGAGCGCCAGCUCUGCAGAAACAGAAGCAGGAGACCCCGCCUGCGGAGACGCGUGACGAGGAGACCGACCUCGAUGUUGAAUCCGACGAUGUUAGCGAAGAUGGCCAGGACUCUGAGGACGGCCUGCCCAAGCCACGAGCGAGAAAAGUGGUCAAGACUCGUAACCUGCCUUGGAUCAACCCACCCCGACCCACGCUGAAGAUCCCGUACCUGCGGGACGGAUAUGUCUCUGACCCUCUCGACGAACCUGAGCUGAGUUUCCGGGCCGCAGAUGGCACCUGGCCCAAGGCGACCACAUCUAUGUACCCGAGCCCUCCCACUAACCACAGACUCCUCCAAGCUAUGGCCCCCACGAUGCCGAACGGUGUAAGCCAGAAAUCAGACGCCAACCCUGCGGCUCAGAAGCCUACCAAACCGUCUGUAAAAGGCAAGGCACCAGCCAAGAGAGCGGCAGCCAAGGGACGGACCACAAUGGCACCGCCUCAGGCGGUGCCGUCAAAGAGAACGGCCCCCACCAAGUCCCGCCAGCCGGUGGUCGGAAUCUGGACCAUUCCCCCGCGCCCCACCACCACCGGCCCAGCCAAGAAGACUACGUCUCUCAGCACCUGGCUCGACUCCCAGCAUGGGCGAGGACAUAAAGACCUGCCAAUCGAGAUCGACUCAGAAACCGAUCAGGAUUUUACGUCUUACGCAAGCCCGGCCAGUACCGCAACGAGACGGGGAGAACAGCACCAGCCCCUCGAGGUCCAGUCAGAUGAGGAGUCGUCCCUUUUUGUCGAACAGACGCCCAAGCGCCGCCGCUUGGCCUAUGAGGACGGAGACGACCUCUACGACGCCUAG